AUGUCGACGUCGUAUUUAACGGGUGAAAUGGACCUUAUGGAUGUUACCGCCGAGGCUAUUCCAUCGUUCUCUCUGCCUCAGCAAGGCUUGUCAAGUGGCACAUUUACCCCGUUUUCUGAAGUUAUGAGUGUGUGGAGAGAAGAACUUUGUGAACUACAACGGUCCGCAAGAAUAGGGAACUCACAGUCACUCAUGGACCAGACCGCUCAGACACCUGCCCGUUGUUCGCAUGUUGAUGCUCAUCAGAGUGGAAGCAGGACGGGACAUAUUUUUGCAACAAGCAACGAAGAAACGCAUGGUGCUCAUUGGGAAUUUGAUAGCUGUUGCUCAGCUGACCAGGUUCUCGAGCAGGUAUCCGCACUAGAAUAUUUUGCUUUGUGCACAAAGAAUUAA
Molecule: messenger RNA, 393 nt
Organism: Cylicostephanus goldi
Lineage: Eukaryota; Metazoa; Nematoda; Chromadorea; Rhabditida; Strongylidae
Source: the annotation of a GenBank genome assembly